Messenger RNA from Phalaenopsis equestris, 607 nucleotides. RefSeq lists its product as uncharacterized. Lineage: Eukaryota; Viridiplantae; Streptophyta; Magnoliopsida; Asparagales; Orchidaceae. The record is from RefSeq and is a predicted model, not a curated record. Bases 48 to 470 code for a protein of 140 amino acids. The transcript has a single exon.
UCUUAAAGAUUAAACAUUUUCUUCUUCCAUACACCUCAAUUAAUUCCAUGGCUUCUCAGGCAAUUGAAAGCCACAGGGAGGGCGCUGAGGUCUUCAAGGGAGAUGAAAUCUGCAGGAAGAAGUCCAUUGAAUUGCUCGAAGAGCUCUGCCUUCCAAAGGGUCUGUUUCCCUUGGAGGACAUUGAGGAAUUCGGCUAUAACCGUACUUCUGGUUUCAUCUGGCUGAUUCAGAAGAAGAAGAAGGAUCAUGUCUUCAAGCAGAUUAAGAGAGCCGUGUCUUAUGCUCCGGAAGUGACUGCCUUUGUUGAGAAGUAUAAGCUAAAGAAGAUGACUGGCGUUAAGACGAAGGAGCUCUUGCUAUGGCUGUCUGUUGUUGAAGUCUAUCUGGAGACUCCCACAUCUGAGAAACUCACCUUCAAGACUGGAACGGGACUCUCUGAUAGCUUUGUUGCAUCAGCUUUUGAGCUGUAAAGCUAUCAGGAUAAAGAGAAGACUGCCAUUACUGUAUCACAUAUGAGUUCUGUUUUUACAGUCAUUUAUCGCUACUUGUUACUUUUCAAGAGAUGUAUUGUACCAGAUUUAAUAUGAUUGUAGUUAUUUGCUUCUAA